Salmo salar (Atlantic salmon) is the source of this 3819-nucleotide messenger RNA. RefSeq names its product synaptotagmin-like protein 2. Gene Ontology annotation, molecular function: neurexin family protein binding; small GTPase binding. Gene Ontology annotation, biological process: exocytosis; intracellular protein transport. Lineage: Eukaryota; Metazoa; Chordata; Actinopteri; Salmoniformes; Salmonidae. The record is from RefSeq and is a predicted model, not a curated record. Gene Ontology annotation, cellular component: exocytic vesicle; plasma membrane.
GCUCAUAGUGCCCACAGCAUUUUUCCCUGGACAAUGGCGUUGCACUGUAAAUCAUUAACAGCUCUCUUAUUGACAAAGGACCUUUCACUGUUUACAUUAUUACAUCAUUCAUUGCCAGUUCGGCCAAACACUUUGGUAUAUGUGUUGGAACUCAGUGGCUGCAUGUCCCCUCAUUAGAUUAGCUGUUUUAAAUUGAGAAUUUUUUGGUACAUGUAAAGAAUAUAUGCCAUACUUUCACCUUUCAUCAGUCAAUGUGUUUUUCCUCUUUCCUCAAAGUAGUUUAACCGGUUUGGCACCCUUUUUAUUUACGUUCACAGGUGUGUGAAGACUGAAAAUAAAACUCCUUUUUCUCCUCAUUUGGAUCUUUGGGACUCUUUUGGAUGUACAGCUUUUUUUUUAAGUGUUAAACUGACAUAAACUUCAUGUCAUGAUGAAGUCCACAAAGGAUUUAUUGGAGUUUCUGGACCUGAGUCAUCUGUCCACAGAUGAGGAAUUGGCAAUCCGACAGGUGCUUCAGCGAGAUGACAACCUCAGGAAGCGAGAGACUGGACGCAUACGUCGUCUGCAAAUCUCCAUUCCUGACCCUAAAAAGCUUAAAGUUAUGACUGGGGAGUGGUUCGAAGAGCUCCGGACUCAUCGCUAUGGACGACAGUCAGACGUGACAGAAGUUCUCAGGUCUUCAAUGAGGAGAAAGAAGACAACCGCCUUUGGGACUAGCACUUUCAGCGAUGUCGGACAAACAGAAAACAAAGAAGGAGAAAAGGAGAAUAAGGACCCUCAAACCAAGACUUCUGAGAUCCAGACACCAGACACAAGUUUCCUCAACCCAUCUUUUCGUGAAAAGGCUAACCAGGAACUUAGCAAUGAGGAAAGCACUGUGGAUACUGACAACACCGCUGUUGAUGUUCCUGAAUGGAAACAUCCACUCUACAGGUCUCAUGAGGGGCCUGCUAGUAAGGAAAAAUGUACCAGCCCAUUUACAUCUCAAAAUCAAGAGAUGCCAUACUCUAGCACAACUGACACUGUCCACCAAUCACCAGACAGGAAACCUGGACAAGAAAACAAGACAGAAUCUGCUUAUAUUGCCAAUGCCAUUCUUGAGUCUCAGCUCGGUCCUAUCAAUGUAUCUAGUUCCGACCCUCAAACCAAACCAACAACCAAAUCCCUGAACACUAUUGUGGAUCUGAAGUCUAGCAAAAAGCUGGUGUUUCCCCCUGAAAUAAAGGAUGAUCCAGAGAAGAACAGCUCUGUAAUGUAUGUAGACCCCUAUGUAUGGACACAACCAGAGUUGAAAAGUAGCGUCAUAGAGGCCGAGCCAAAAGACAUAGAGAUGGCCAUAGGAACAACUAAAACAAUAGUGAUAUUGCCUAGUGUUGACACACAUAAUAGGUCAGAGGAUAGCACCAUUGGUUUUGAUGUUGAACAUUCAGGGCAGGAGUCUCUCACUACUCCGUCUUUUGAGAUCUGGGCACAGAGCAGCCACAUAAGGCCAAAGCCAAAAGAGGUGAACUUUCCAAAGGUAAAGACAAAUACCACAGGGACUCCACCUACUGGUGACACUCUGACCCAAUCAGAAGAUAAGUUCAACAACAGGAGACCUGAUGAUGAAGUUUCAGAACAUGAGGGGCCUCCUAGCAUGCAAUCUUCAGAGGUCAAGUAUGAGAAGGAGCAAUUUCAGCUUGAAUAUGAAGAUAUGUUGGGGCUGGAAUAUGUUAGGCUAAACCAAGAUGUUUCAACAGAGAGCCAAGAACUUCAAACAGACCAAAACCACAGUGAAAUGCUAUCAUUUGAGAAUACAUACUCUCUCCAGAGAAAGGACCCUUUGCCUACCAUUGAGUCAUUCAAAUGUAUAGAGGAACCUCAGUACUUGCUCCAAGAGGGACCACAGGACAUACUCACCAUAGACAAACAUGUUCCUGUUGAUGAAUCAUCUAUCUUCAAAGAGGCCAGACCCAAGAAGGACCUAGUUUGUUCAGAAGAAUCUCUACCAUUUGCUGUUUGUUUUCUAGAUGAAGUCAUAAUUUCUAGCAAUCUCCAUACAUCAAAGGAGGACACUGGUGAGGACAAAGAGAAGGAAGUGUCAAAGUUAAGAAAUGAUUCUCUCUCAGAGACUGGUCCAUCUUUGUUACAUGUUUCAUGCCACGAACAAUUGCAUAGGGUUUCUCCAAGAGAUUUUGAUGAAGAAAAGAAACAAGAACAGAUGGAUGUAAAGAAGUCUACUGAAUCUCUAAGUAAAGCAGUGGAUGGAGAGACAUUUGUUACUUUAGAUGGAGAGGAGGUAGAUAUAUUUAAGGAAAGGAAUACUUUGGAGUGCAAGCUGUCUCCAAAUGGAGACUUUCAAAAAGUGAAUCAGAAGACUGGAAAAUGUCUCAUUCCCACAAUAGUGGUCAAUUCCUCUGAAUCCCCAGUGACAGAUGACACUGAAGAGCACCCAGCUACGUCUCAGGAACCCCCUUCACUGGUUGUUACACCUAUGGACACCUGGGAGGAUGAGGGUCUGGACUCAGAUGAUGACUGCAGCUCUGUCUCCAGCUAUGGGUCUGACUUCUCUGCAAGAAGAGGUUAUGGCUCCAUUGCUUUGGGCCUCACUGGGCGCACUGGCAGUCUUCUGAGUGUGUACAGUGAGGCGGGGGACUUUGGGAGUGUGACUGUCCAGGGGGCAGUGGAGUUCUCGCUAAGGUACAGAAAUGCAGAGGAGCUCAUCGUCACAGUGGAGCAGUGUCAGGACCUUGCCUACGCCAACCCUCGCAAGCAGCGCACAGACCCAUAUGUGAAGACCUACCUCCACCCUGACAAAUCCCGCCAUAGCAAGAAGAAGACCUCCAUCAAGAAACGCACAAUUAACCCAGUGUUUGGUGGAGAGACACUGAAAUACAAGAUGACGAUGGAUGAUCUGAAAGGCAGGACACUGAACCUUUCUGUGUGGCACAAUGACUCUAGAGGGAGAAAUGUCUUUCUGGGGCAGGUAGACAUUGACCUUAAGACCUGGGACUGGGGGCAUGAGACCCUUACCUGGUACAACCUACAGCCCAAGAAUCCUGGCGUUCAGGACUCUCCUGAAUAUCAUGGACUGUUGACAGUAGCACUGAAAUAUAUUCCCCCUGGCUCAGCAGGUGGUGACAAGAUUAACUCAGGGCAGGUCCAUGUGUGGCUGAAGGAGGCCAGAGAGCUGCGUAAGCUAAAGCCUCAGGGUGUCGACUCCUUUGUGAAGUGUUACAUGUUGCCUGACACAAGCAAGAAGAGUCGUCAGAAGACGCGGGUGGUGAAGAAGAGCCAAAAGCCUGUGUAUAACCACGCCAUGGUGUACGACGGUUUCUGUGCCGGAGAGGUCAAAGAGGCUUGCUGCGAGCUGACUGUGUGGGACCACAACAAACUCUCCAAUCAGUUCCUGGGAGGGGUGCGCCUCAGUCUGGGCACAGGACAAAGCUAUGGCAAAAACGUGGACUGGAUGGAAUCUGUCAAUGAGGAAAUUAAACUUUGGGAAAAUAUGCUAUCAAGUCCAGAUGCUUGGGUGGAGGGUGAGAUCCCCCUUCGUUCCUCUAUGACCCCCAGGAAGUAGAAUAAAUCAGUGCGGGAGCGCAGCGCAGUGGUAGUGCUAGAGUCGAACACGCGCAUAUUUCCAUGAGCAACACUUUCCAACUUUCUACCCUCUUCAACUGUACCCCAUAAUCUACAUUCUAACUUUUCUGAAAAAAGGAAAACAAAUAUAUCAGGAUGAUGAGGUUCGGUAAAAGGUAAUUACUGCUCAGAACCUUUUUCUUGUGAUAGAGAUUUUUGACUGUGAUUAAUCAAAGUAUAAAGAAUUAGAAUUGCAAUGCA